Messenger RNA from Ceratosolen solmsi marchali, 693 nucleotides. Its product is annotated as holotricin-3. The record is from RefSeq and is a predicted model, not a curated record. NCBI's taxonomy places the organism in Eukaryota, Metazoa, Arthropoda, Insecta, Hymenoptera, Agaonidae. The coding region runs from base 38 to 430 and encodes 130 amino acids. The transcript has 2 exons.
UUUUUCAGUGGUUGGUUUAGCCGUGGGUCAGGCUGUCAUGUCAAAAUCAGUCGAGGUAAACGAUCUUCGCGGCGAGCAGAGUGUAUUACAAGAAAAUCUUGAAAGUGAAGAAACAAUCGACGAAAGAAAACUUGACAAGAGAAGCUAUGGUUGGAGUCCUUGGGUUUGGCCAUCAUAUGGUCAUGGUAUUGGUCUCAGUAUUGGUCAUGGCCAUGGUUGGCCUUCCCACGGCUGGUCGGCGGGACAUGGGCUAAGCGGUUGGAGCGCCGGUCACGGUCUACACAGUGGCUGGACUCUGGGACACGGGUUGGGCGGCUGGAAUUCAGGUCACGGGUUGCAUGGUGGUUGGAGUCUGGGCUGGCCUCUUUAUUACGGCGGACACGGGGGAUGGCAUUCUAGUGGACACGAAGGCUGGCAUAGCAAGUGGUGAGUGGUCGGUGAAGCGCAAGGAACGCGUCAACGAGAAGGUGAACGAGCCGCUGCAGCCGCGAGUCAAAUCGAUUGUCGUCUGGACCUCGGCAAAGCGCAGAUUUCCGAUCGUCCCUUCGCCAUACCUUUGUUACACCUUUUCUCAUUGUCUUUCCUCUCAUCUUAGGUAUUGUACCGAGUAGCUUUCAUGAGUUAAUUUACGGCGCUCGGACAACGAUGUAACAUUACAUAUUCAACCACACAUAUGCAUAUACAUAUAUAUAU